Molecule: messenger RNA, 1317 nt
Organism: Prunus armeniaca (apricot)
Lineage: Eukaryota; Viridiplantae; Streptophyta; Magnoliopsida; Rosales; Rosaceae
Source: the annotation of a GenBank genome assembly
AUGACUGUGGAUGCCUAUCAAUUCGAUUAUAUGGGGGAUGAGGGAGAUAUGUCUGAUUUUGUCGAGGAUGUGGAGGAAGAAAAUCAGGGUGGAGAGGGUCUUGAUGAAUAUGACAUGCUCACCAAGAUGUCUGAUACAUCAUCUGCACAAGCAAGAAAGGGAAAGGACAUUCAAGGUAUUCCAUGGGACAGGUUAAACAUAACGAGGGAAAAGUACAGAUUGACAAGGCUAGAACAGUACAGGAAUUAUGAGAACAUCCCUGCAUCUGGGGAAGCUGUGGACAAGGAAUGCAAACAAAUGCAGAAGGGUGGCAACUUUUAUGAAUUCUUCCAUAAUACAAGACUGGUUAAACCUACAAUUCUUCAUUUCCAGCUCAGAAAUCUGGUUUGGGCUACUUCGAAACAUGAUGUAUAUCUCAUGUCCAGUUAUUCAGUCAUGCACUGGUCUUCUCUAUCUGGCAAUUUGUCUGAGGUUCUCAACUUUGCAGGGCAUGUAGCACCAACAGAGAAACAUGCAGGAAGUUUAUUGGAGGGUUUUAUGCAGACUCAGAUAAGCACGCUGGCGGUCAAGGACAAUUUUCUUGUUGCUGGUGGCUUCCAAGGAGAGCUUACUUGUAAGAGUCUUGAUAAGCAAGGAGUAAGUUUCUGCACCCGGACCACAUACGAUGACAAUGCCAUCACAAAUGCUGUUGAAAUAUAUGAUAGGCUGGGGGGUGGAAUGCAUUUCAUGGCAUCCAAUAAUGACUGUGGCAUAAGAGAAUAUGACAUGGAGAAAUUUCAGCUUUUGAAUCACUUUCGAUUCCCUUGGCCAGUGAAUCAUACAUCAAUAAGCCCGGAUCGUAGGGUUGUUGCUGUUGUUGGUGAUCACGUAGAUGCAUUGCUAAUGGAUUCACAGAAUGGGAAGACUAUUGCCAAGGUUGUUGGUCAUCUUGAUUACUCUUUUGCUUCUGCAUGGCAUCCUGAUGGUCGCGUAUUUGCCACCGGAAAUCAGGACAAGACUUCUCGAGUUUGGGAUAUAAGAAAUCUGUCCUCACCUAUUGCGGUUCUGAAGAAUAACUUGGGUGCUGCUCGAUCAAUUCGCUUUUCAUCAGAUGGCCAGUUCAUGGUCGUUGCAGAACCUGCAGAUUUUGUGCAUAUUUAUAGUACAAAGGCAGAUUACAAAGUGCGGCAGGAGAUUGAUUUCUUUGGGGAAAUCUCGGGGGUAUCUGUGAGUCCAGACGAUGAGUCUCUGUAUAUAGGAAUCUGGGAUCGGACGUAUGCAAGCUUGCUACAGUAUAACAAAAGGCAUACAUAUGGAUAUCUUGAUUCCUAUUUUUAA